Molecule: messenger RNA, 2727 nt
Organism: Spodoptera littoralis (African cotton leafworm)
Lineage: Eukaryota; Metazoa; Arthropoda; Insecta; Lepidoptera; Noctuidae
Source: the annotation of a GenBank genome assembly
AUGUCAGUAUUGAAUUGUCAGUUGUUUGGUUUCGGUGCUAUUACUUUCUGUCAGUGACUUUUCGUUCGUUGGUUGUUCGUGUCGUCUUCUUGGGUGUGGAAAUGUCUAUCGAGGCCUAAGCUGUGAGGCAUUGUGUGAACGAUGAAAAGUAGCCCCACGCGCAAAUAUGAAAAUUUCUCCAACGACCAGCCUGGGAAGGAAACGGACAAGUAUUCUUUAGACAGCCAAGACACCGCCAGUGUGCAUUCCACGGAGGAGGGGGGCGGGGGGCGGCGUGGGUUGAUCGACGUGAGCGCAGGCGCAGGCGACAUGUGGAUCAGCGCCGUCGAGAGCUCCAUACUGGCCUGGGAGGAGGUGGCUGAACGUCUGAAAGUGGACGUUCGCCGCGGCCUCUCAUGGCGGGAAGCAAACGAUCGUAUGAACUUUGUUGGCCCCAACGAGUUCCAAGUGAAGGAGCAGGAACCAUUAUGGAAGAAGUACAUAGAACAGUUCCAGAAUCCGCUCAUCCUGCUGCUGCUUGGCUCAGCAGUGGUGAGCGUCUGCAUGCGGCAGUUCGACGAUGCCAUAUCCAUCACCGUGGCCAUCAUGAUAGUAGUGACAGUUGCCUUCGUCCAGGAGUAUCGCUCCGAGAAGUCAUUGGAGGAGCUGAACAAACUGGUGCCGCCAUCUUGCAACUGUCUCCGAGAAGGCAGCCUCGAGCACUUCUUAGCGCGAAACCUGGUGCCCGGUGAUAUAGUCCACCUCAAUAUCGGUGACCGCGUGCCGGCCGAUCUCAGGCUCUUCGACUCCACAGACCUGGCCAUUGAUGAGUCCUCGUUCACUGGAGAGACGGAACCGGCUGUCAAAAGCGUGCUGCCUAAUAAAGCCGCUGCUGGGAGGGUGAACAAGGAUAAUAUUGCGUUCAUGGGCACCCUUGUGAGAUGUGGAAAUGCUAAGGGUAUUGUAGUAAGCACAGGCGAGCGAUCAGAAUUCGGAGACAUAUUCCGAAUGAUGCAAGCUGAGGAGGCUCCCAAGACUCCGCUACAGAAGUCCAUGGAUACCCUGGGCGCUCAGCUGUCCAUGUAUUCGUUCUGCAUCAUCGGCUUCAUCAUGGUGACUGGUUGGCUCCAAGGGAAGGCUCUGCAGGAGAUGUUUACCAUCAGCGUUAGUUUGGCUGUCGCUGCUAUCCCUGAGGGUCUACCAAUCGUGGUGACGGUGACCUUGGCUCUGGGCGUGAUGCGCAUGGCCAAGAGGAAUGCCAUCGUGAAGAAACUGCCCACUGUCGAGACCCUUGGUUGUGUAAAUGUUAUCUGCAGUGAUAAGACCGGAACCCUUACUAAGAAUGAGAUGACAGUUACAACGAUUUCGACGUCCGGCGGCCAUAUUGCCGAAGUGACCGGCACUGGGUACAAUGCGUGCGGCGACAUACAAUUGAGGGCGUACAAGGGACGGGAUUUGGACGUGGGCGUACUGUGUAAUAAUGCGACGAUCCGGGACGAUACUUUGUACGGUCAGCCUACAGAGGGCGCGCUACUAGCUGUUGCGCUUAAGAACGGUAUGCGUGAUGUCCGGGAUGACUAUACGAGACUCCACGAGAUCCCCUUCAGUUCUGAAACAAAGAUGAUGGUCGUAAAAUGCGCUCCCAAGUUCGGAGACGCUAAAUUAAAGGAAGAAUUCUUCGUAAAGGGAGCCAUUGAGAAGGUGUUGCCACUCUGCACUCAGUACAUUGAUAGCAGUGGCAACUACGCGCCAAUGACUAAGGAGAAACAAAACGAUUUCCUCGGGGAAGCAUACAAUAUUGCAAGGAUGGCUCAAAUGGUAAGCGUAUUCUACAGGGUGACACCAAAACAUAAGUUGGCUGUAGUGAAGUCACUGCAGCGAGUGGGCAAUAUCGUGGGCAUGACAGGUGAUGGUGUAAACGACGGUGUGGCUCUCAAGCGCGCUGAUAUUGGUAUCGCGAUGGGUCGCAAUGGUACCGACGUCUGCAAGGAAGCUGCCGAUAUGAUUCUUGUUGAUGACGACUUUGGAACUAUUAUCUCGGCCAUAGAAGAAGGAAAAUGUAUCUUCUACAACAUCCGCAACUUCGUCCGUUUCCAACUGUCCACGUCUAUCGCGGCUCUAUCACUCAUCGCGCUCGCUACUCUCAUGGGUAUACCAAACCCGUUGAAUGCCAUGCAGAUUCUAUGGAUCAAUAUUAUUAUGGACGGCCCUCCCGCGCAGUCGCUGGGCGUGGAGCCGGUGGACCACUCGGUGCUGCGGCGGCGGCCGCGGGACACGUCGCGCCGCAUCAUCUCGCGCGCGCUGCUGCUCAACGUACUGCUCGCCGCCGCCAUCAUCAUCGCGGGCACGCUCUGGGUCUUCAACAGAGAGAUGUCAGACUCCCGCAUAACUCCCCGCGAUACUACAAUGACAUUCACCUGUUUCGUACUAUUCGACAUGUUCAACGCACUCUCGUGUCGAUCGCAAACCAAGUCUGUGUUCGAAGUGGGACUGUUCUCUAACAAGAUGUUCUUGGUGGCAGUCUCACUGAGUCUCGUGGGACAAAUGUUGGUGAUAUACUUCCCACCGUUGCAGAAGGUUUUCCUAACUGAAGCGCUCACUGGACAUGAUUUAAUAUUCCUGGUAAGUCUAACGUCAAGCGUGUUCAUAGUGAGCGAAAUUAAGAAGUUGAUUGAGCGAAGCCUGAAGAAGCGCGCGGCAGAUCGUUUAAAUAGUGUUAAGAUAUUCUGCAAUGUUAGAGUCGUUUAG